CCAAUCACAGUCUUGGGAUGUUUCACCCCCGUCCCUUGGCAUUUUUCCCUCAACAGAACAGCAUUAUAUAACAAGUUAAACUUUAGUUUAGAGUCUCGCCCUUUCCUUUUGCACGGUGGUCAGUUCGCUGUGCAGUCUAUAAUCAACAUUUUCUCUGACAAGAAGGAAAAGUGCAGCCAUGGCUGACAAACCUGUGCUUUAUUACUUUAACGCGAGAGGGAAAAUGGAGUCAAUCCGUUGGCUCCUGGCAGCUGCAGGAGUUGACUUUGACGAGGUACUUCUGACAACUCGUGCUCAAUAUGAAAAACUAUUAAGUGAUGGAGAUCUCAUGUUUCAACAAGUUCCCAUGGUGAUAAUGGACGGCAUGAAGCUCAUUCAAACAAAGGCAAUACUGAAUUACAUUGCAGAGAAGUACCAUCUGCAUGGGAAAGAUAUAAAAGACCGUGUCAAGGUUAACAUGUACUCAGAGGGACUGAUGGAUCUGAUGGAAAUGAUCAUGACGUUGCCUUUCACGAGUAACCCUGAAGAAAAAAUAAUGGAAAUUGAAACAAAAGCCAAAGGACGCUAUCUUCCUGUGUUUGAGAAGGCAUUGUCUGACGCUGUUUACCUGGUGGGAGGUAAGAUGAGCAUGGCAGAUGUGCAGCUGCUUGAAUGCACCCUGAUGUUGGAGGAGAAAUUUUCAGGGAUCCUUGGCGAUUUUCCCAACAUUAAGUCUUUCCAGGGAAGGAUGACACAGAUUCAUGGCAUCCAAAUGUUCCUGCAGCCUGGCAGCAAGAGGAAGUCACCCCCAGAUGAGAACAUGUUAAAGGAGGUCAUGGAGGUGCUCCGAAUCAAAUUGCCUCUCUCGUAAAGUCUGAAAGAGAUCUGGUUCAUAAACAAGAAGCAGAACAUGAAAGCAGUUAUAAUUUCCCUUAAUAUAGAGAUUCAUAACAUCAGCAAUCAAAUGUCUUGAUAGCAUGUUAAUCAUCAUAAUCUUUAGUAGCAUUAUAAGGCUGUAUUGGUGUUCAGAUUCUACUUUGUAAUUUCCCCUUGUGCGACUAAUAAUGCAAUAUCUUAUCUUAUCUUAAAACCUUUCAAGCUACUGAAAACUGUUGUGUCAUGUAGGCAGAAGGGGCCCUCCCCAGACAGAUGUGGUGAUCUAAACCAUAGAAACAGUAGUACUAGCUCCAACCUUUGGCUGACAUUUGCCUGGUCUAAUCAGAUUUUAGAAGUUGUUAUUAAUAGGAUCAGAUUCCUUCUUUUCUAACAUCCCAGCUUUUGUGCAGGGCCUGGGACAGCCAUAAAAAUUCUAAAAAUUAAAUAAAAAAAAAAAAAUCAUACCUAUCUCAUUCUCAGCAAAUGGGCUUUCCAUAUUGUAGCAGGGAACAUCUUACUGACACAAUCAUAAAUGAGUAUUUUUGUUGCUUUUAAUAGGUUAGAAUGAAUAACCUUGUCUUAGAAAUAUUGCUUUAUCAUUGCUUGUUUGCAAUCACUGAUCCUGAAGAGUUAUUUUUACCACAGUUUGACUGAUGUACUUGCAUGGAGACGAUCAAUAUCACAAAUAGUCCUGCAGACCUCCUAGCAUCUAGUGUCAUCUAGCCAGAUGAAGGGCGACAAAAGUCUAGAGGAGUCUUGUACUGAUUUAAGAGACUAGCUGAGUUCCUUUUAACAUAAAAAAUCCUAAUUUUGUCACAGACAUGCUUUUAAUUGAAACAGUGAUGUACUGUCAAUUAAACAAACCUUGAGGGACAAGCGACCAAGAUGUGCCUUUCACGAGUGAGUCUGUGCCACUUAAUGACUCUUUAAUGUGAGCCAAUAUAGCUAGCUCCUACUCGAGUGCCAGUUUCCUUUCCUACUUACUUUGACGUCAUUUACUCCACAUUUGAAACGCCACACUGGUACCAAAUUCUCCAAGGAGGGCGUGAAUUAGUCAUGAAUUGGCACCACACAUAUCAAGAUUGUCUUAUCAGCAGAUGUAAAAAUGCAAAAUGUAGGGGAAAGGCUAAGAGGUAGGGGCAAGGAGUGUAUUGGAGCUGAGCCUUUGCCAAUGAAAAGUGCCUGGUACUACCUUCAGAACAGGGUAUAUUUCUCUUGCUAGACUUUACUCUGCAGUCCCUUGGUGGUGGAAUGAGGCCUGCUCUCAUGAAUAUCAAUGCAUUUAACAAUUCUUAUGCGUCUGAUGAUACUGAAUGUAGAUUAUAUCAAUGAUGACAGUAUGGAAAUGGUGUUGAUAGGAAUAUUCGUGAUGAUGAAGCUCUAGAUCGUGGUAUUUUUACACACAAAAAAAAAGUUUUUAUGCACCAUUUUCAUCCGAUUACACUUGCACUUGGCGGUAACUGCUUGUGCUUGUGUUGCAUUGACUCCCAAAUGUAUGCUGCUUUGCACAAAAGUGUCUGCUAAAUGAAACUGUUGAUAUGUAAAUUGCAGGCGUAUGAGUAAAGUACCAUGUUUUAGGCUCUCUGUCCUUACGUCCACACGCGCCAUCCUUGUUAAUGUGAUAUUCUAAGAACCCCUUGAGGGAUUUUCUUCUAUCUUUGCACAAAUGUUCAAGGGUGAACAGAUUAGAUUUGUAGGUUAGCAUAACUGGACCUUAUAGUUGUCCCAUUGUGAAUGUGAUAUCUCAGCGCUUUUAGUUUACUGAUUUUGAAGACGUGAGUGGGGUCAUUAAGUUAUGGCUGGUUAACUUCACCUUAUACCUGCCAGGUCUGUUACAAGCCACCAUGUUUCAGAUUGUCCACUUGCCUGUCCUGUUGACAGGAUACCUCGAGAACUUUUUGAGGGAUUUUCUUCAAACUUCACACAAAUGUCCUCUUUCACUCAAGGAUGAACAGAUUAGAUUUUCUAGUAAUUGUACUUCACAGAGGCAUAUAACUACCAGGCAGUAGUUGUGUUCUUAUAAAUGUGAAUGCAUCCUGUUCAUUGGGUUAUUUCUAUUAAUGAAAGGAGAACUGUGAUCCUAACUAUGUUGAUUUACUUUGUCUGCUUAUCAUUAUAGAAGCUGUCAAAACUGCCAGAAUAUUUCUCGAAAUGUUAAUACACUUAAAGGUAGCUCACUUUUUAUUGGAAUAAAUUCUGUAACUGUUUUUGUUGGUGCAGAUGAUGCAGCAGGUUUUGGUCUGAUGUAGAAAUAAUGACUGUAAGUGUCCUAAUGUCCACUACAGUGGUCUCUCUAUAAAACAUUAAACAUGUGAAUGAAGAA
Cheilinus undulatus (humphead wrasse) is the source of this 3178-nucleotide messenger RNA. Its product is annotated as glutathione S-transferase 3-like. The record is from RefSeq and is a predicted model, not a curated record. The coding region runs from base 179 to 850 and encodes 223 amino acids. Gene Ontology annotation, molecular function: glutathione transferase activity. Lineage: Eukaryota; Metazoa; Chordata; Actinopteri; Labriformes; Labridae. Gene Ontology annotation, biological process: glutathione metabolic process. The transcript has 7 exons.